AUGCAAGAGAGACAGCAUAUAAAAGACACGGCAAUUUUUCUUCGCCAUCUUGUUCUAUUAUAGCUGCUGUGACUGCCGUUGGUUGGUCUUGAAGACGAGGACAUGGCCGCCGGAAUUCUGGCAGCAAAGGCUUUGCUUCUGCUGGGGCUGGUAGCAGGUGCUCAGAGCCAGCAGUGCUCUUCCAUCACCAUACUAAAUGAGAGUGGAGGCUCUUACAGAGCUAGGUUUUCAGCAACAGCCUCAACGUCAUUCACUGGACUGAACCUCGAACUUAGGUUUGAUAAUGCGGUCAAUCGCCUGGAGUUUGACAGUGGAGCCUCGGAGAAGAUGGACGACCACCGCUUCAGGUUGCUCUCUCCAGGGUGGGUAGCCCAACCAGGAUGGAAGGUGGAAUUCACUAUCACACCUCAUUACAGUGGCGGGAAAUCCACUGUGGUUGGGGCAGUCAUGAAUGGAGUAGAUGUGUGCGGUAAUAAGUAGACCCAACACCGGUUCAACCACAUGAAAGCUAUCCAGGAGAUGGUUCUUUGUGCAAUUCUACCUUUCUGUAUUUUAAAAAUGAAUUACAAGAAUACUGCCAAA
Molecule: messenger RNA, 582 nt
Organism: Macrobrachium nipponense
Lineage: Eukaryota; Metazoa; Arthropoda; Malacostraca; Decapoda; Palaemonidae
Exons: 4
Coding region: 103-480 (125 amino acids)
Source: RefSeq, a predicted model, not a curated record